This is a messenger RNA of Monopterus albus (swamp eel), 4006 nucleotides long. It is a transcript of the gene tshz2, whose product is annotated as teashirt zinc finger homeobox 2. Gene Ontology annotation, biological process: regulation of transcription by RNA polymerase II. The transcript has 5 exons. The record is from RefSeq and is a predicted model, not a curated record. Bases 110 to 3337 code for a protein of 1075 amino acids. Gene Ontology annotation, molecular function: DNA binding; DNA-binding transcription factor activity, RNA polymerase II-specific. NCBI's taxonomy places the organism in Eukaryota, Metazoa, Chordata, Actinopteri, Synbranchiformes, Synbranchidae. Gene Ontology annotation, cellular component: nucleus.
GGGGAAGCUCAUUCACCACUGCCAGACCCUCAGUUAUUAUCACUGGGAGGAAGAAAAUAAACCGGCUUAAUUGUGACCACGCUGACCCCAAAACGACACAGGAGAACAAAUGAAGAGCAGCAUCAGAGGGAAAGUAAUGAAACGUCAUUCAACAACACUUUGUCUCCGUUCCUUUGGUCAGGUUAUAUCAGAAACUGGCACAGUGGAAAUCUGGUCGUCUUCUGGAAAUAGGCCCUUCCAGAAGCUUGGUGACGUCAGGGCUACUUCCAGGGCUUCUCAUCAAGCUACUGUAGCCGUGUACAUGCCUGAUGAAGAUGCUGUUCUUCAGGAUUCUGUCGCCGAGGAGGACGCAGAGAACGACACUCAGACUGAGGAGGACUGCUCAGAGAAGACCAGUCCCAAAGUGUCUGAGGACAGGGAGCUAGACAACAAGAGCACUAACACUUACAGCAACCAGAACUCUCCCAUUAGUAUCCUUUCCAAUCAGGAGGCAGAGUUGGAGUCGCGCCUUAGCGACAGCAGUGACAGGCUCUCAGACUUCAAAACCUCCUCGCCACCUGAGAGCCAAAGGGAGGAGGGAAGUCGCAGCUCCAGACAUAAAGAAGAGACAGGCAGCAGCUUGGACAAAAUGAGGGCAGCCUAUGCAAACUUUCUCUCUGAUUCAUACUGGACGGGGAUAGGGAUGGACUUGAAAAUGGGCAAAAACACCAGCAAAGCCAACUGUGACAGCACCAAUGGAAGCACCAAGAGUGAGUUCGACUGGCACCAGGAUGCGCUCUCCAAGACCUUGCAGCAGACACUCUCCCCAAAGCCUGCGUCCAAACCCAACCUCUUCAGCUCCGUCCACCUGUACAGGCAAACCACCAAACCCUGUGGCUCCGUGUUCACAGGAGCCAGCCGAUUUCGCUGUAAGGACUGUAGCGCUGCAUAUGACACUCUUGUGGAGCUCACUGUCCACAUGAACAAGAGUGGACACUACCAGGACAACAACCACAGCAAACAGAAUGAUCGAAGCAAGAAGUGGUCCAAGCCACGCAAGCGUUCACUGCUGGAGAUGGAAGGGAAGGAAGAUGCCCAGAAAGUUUUGAAAUGCAUGUACUGUGGCCACUCUUUUGACUCGCUCCAGGAUUUGAGCGUCCAUAUGAUUAAAACUAAGCAUUACCAAAAAGUGCCUUUGAAAGAGCCGAUCCCAGUAAUCACACCCAAACUGUUACCACCAGCAAAGAAGCGGGCCUUCGAAACGGUAAGACCUUGUUCCCCUGACUCUACAACUGGUGUAUCUGGCUACACUGAGGCACAACGGGCCGCAUCAAUUUCAAAUGCAAAUAAUAACCGAUAUGGCUAUCAGAAUGGAGCUAGUUACACUUGGCAGUUUGAGACGUGCAAAUCUCAGAUUCUUAAAUGCAUGGAGUGUGGAAGCUCCCAUGACACCCUUCAGCAACUCACCACACAUAUGAUGGUUACUGGACACUUCAUCAAAGUCACAAACUCAGCCUCCAAAAAAGGUAAACAGUUAGCACUUGACCCCCUGGCCAUAGAGAAGAUCCAAGGUUUAGCUGAGCCUGCUGCCAGCGACACCGAGGGAGAAAAGGUGACUCCAAAAAAUUCUUCCCCCGGUAGCAGUGAGAAAGAAGGCCAGGGGGAAGGCACAUCAGAGAAAAUGGAAGAAACUGAAGCUAAAGAAGACAAGCAAGACAGUGAGGAUCAAAAGGCAGGCAAUGGGGCUUUUAAGUACCCUUAUCUCCGCGAGGAGGAUCUUGAACAGGACUCGGGUGGAGGAGGGGACAUUCUUAAGUCUUUAGCCAACACAGUGGCCUCUGCCAUCAAUAAAGCUCAAACAGGGACACCGAGCUGGAGCGCCUACCCGAGCAUUCACGCUGCCUAUCAACUCUCCGGCAUCAUCAAAAGCGCCCCUCUCUCUGCAUCUCCACCUGCACAGCUAAAGCAGACAUUUAACCACAAACUGAGACCGAUUGCGCCAAAGGCGAAGUUUUACCACAGUGCUGUGGGAGUUGAAGCUUCCCAGGGACAGCAUCAAAAUGUGGACAUCAAAAAAGAGAAGGCCGGCGUUAGCGAUGGUAAAGAAAUUCAGAAUAUUAGGUUUGAUCUGGUGGAGAAUGAUGACAGCGAUUGUCAGGAUGAUUCCUCUUCCUCUUCAAAGCUUGAUGCUGACUGUGUGAAUGAGGGGAGUGAAGCGAUCAAAGGGAAGUUGAGCCCACAUUUCUCUGACAGAGGCAAGACGCCGAGCCCCUCUGCCAGCAACGGACGCAGCGCUGCUUCAGAGCCUCUCACUGACAUUCCAGAUGUACUUGGCAUAAACCCUCUCAGUGCGCUGCAGUCCGUUCUGAACAAUCACCUGGGCAAAGCAAACAAGCCCAGUAACUCAAAGGUAGAUAAACUCUCUGCUCGUGCCCAAUCUGUUUUUGCUGAUAUCAACCGUAGCAGUGAGAAACCUGCUUUGAUGCUUGGAAAUCCUGUAAAAAAUAGACCUGAUAAUACCUUUCUUUUUGUUAGUGAUGACCAACCGAUAGACCUGACGAAAUCUAAACACAGCAAGCCAAGUCCGUCACUACUACAGCCGUCCACCCCGAUGCCACAGAAAUAUGCUCUGUCUGACAUAGCCGACAUGGUUAAAGUUCUUCCAAAAGCCACGACACCAAAACCCUCCAUACCAUCGCGAAUCCCGACUAUGAAACUGGAAUCGGACGUCAGGCGCUUUGAGGACGUGUCCGCCGAGGUGUACUCGGUCCACAAGCGUAAAGGUAGACAGUCAAACUGGAACCCUCGCCAUCUUCUCAUCCUCCAAGCUCAGUUUGCCUCCAGCCUCUUCCAGACCUCUGAGGGAAAGUACUUGCUCUCAGACCUCGGCCCUCAGGAACGGAUGCACAUCUCCAAGUUCACUGGAUUGUCCAUGACCACCAUAAGCCAUUGGUUAGCAAAUGUAAAAUACCAACUUCGGAAAACCGGAGGGACCAAGUUUCUGAAGAACAUGGACACGGGUCACCCCGUCUUCUACUGCAAUGACUGCGCUUCCCAGUUUAGGUCACCGACCGCAUUCAUUUCCCAUCUGGAGUCCCAUCUCGGGUUCCAAAUCAAAGACAUGUGCAAAAUGCCGCUAGAGCACCAGACGAAGGUAGAGGAGCCGGAACUGUCGAAGGUCCUCAGUGUCAGAGCCACAGAAGCUCUAGUCACAGAAGAGGACAUUGACUCAAAGUUCAAAUGUAAGCUCUGCUGUCGGACAUUUGCCAGUAAUCACGCAGUCAAACUCCACUUGAGUAAAACUCACAGCAAAUCACCUGACAACCAUUCACAAUAUGUAGAAAUGGACAAGGAGUAGUUCUUCACAUUGCCGCUUCUUUCCUUUUCUUCCUUUUUUAUUUUAAUACAAGGGUCAGCUAUUUCAACCAUUUUUAUUGUGUAGUGUGCAUCAUUUAAAACAUUUCGUGGAGUACAGCGAAGACACACUGGUUAGAAACUGUAUAAGGAAACACUAAGAGAUACUUUUGCACCCUGCUCCAAUGCAUCACCAGUAAUGAAAUGUAUUACUGCUUGAAGAAACAUAAUUGCUGAUGUUUGCAUGCAAUAGCCCAGGCUAUGACUACUAUUUAUUUGUAUGAUACGUCAAGUUUCAAUUGUAUUUCAAAGACAAAAUAAAGAAGUAAUUGUACUUUACAACUUCUGUGAUACUGUACACCUGCAUAAAUAAAUGUGCAGCUGUUAAAACAGGCAGCCGACACACGCGAACACACAUGCAGACCUGUACAGUGCAUUGCUAUGUAAAGAUGUUUUGUGCUGCAAUGAUAGAAGAGAAAAAAAAGCACUUUAAUAAAUGUUUAAUCACCGGUUCAGACUCGGAUUCUGUACAUGACUCAAAAAUAAUUAGGCUGUUUGGAAACAAGGAUAUUUCACAUGUAAAUAUAUUUUAGAAGAAAAAAAACUGUUUCAUGCAGCAAAGAUAAAGACAAGACAGAUGAGACCUGUGACACAUGCACCUUUUUUACUUACU